This is a messenger RNA of Penicillium macrosclerotiorum, 6879 nucleotides long. RefSeq names its product acetyl-CoA carboxylase ACC1. Bases 1 to 6879 code for a protein of 2292 amino acids. Gene Ontology annotation, biological process: fatty acid biosynthetic process. Gene Ontology annotation, molecular function: metal ion binding; ATP binding; acetyl-CoA carboxylase activity. The transcript has 2 exons. NCBI's taxonomy places the organism in Eukaryota, Fungi, Ascomycota, Eurotiomycetes, Eurotiales, Aspergillaceae. The record is from RefSeq and is a predicted model, not a curated record.
AUGGGCGUCCCUAGCACCAGUGCGCCUGUCAAUGGCCACGGCAGCUCAAAUGCCGCCAAAUACGACAUUCCCUCACAUUUCAUCGGUGGCAACCGACUUGACCUAGCUCCCCCCAGCAGUGUCAAGGAUUUUGUCGCCAACCAUGGCGGUCACUCCGUUAUCACUUCGGUCCUGAUUGCCAACAACGGUAUCGCCGCCGUGAAGGAGAUUCGAUCGGUCCGGAAAUGGGCCUACGAGACGUUUGGCAAUGAGCGCGCCAUCCAGUUCACCGUGAUGGCCACCCCGGAGGAUCUGCGCGCCAAUGCCGACUACAUUCGCAUGGCCGAUCAAUACGUCGAAGUCCCCGGUGGAACUAAUAAUAAUAACUAUGCCAACGUCGAGCUGAUCGUCGACGUGGCGGAGCGUAUGGACGUCCACGCCGUGUGGGCUGGUUGGGGUCACGCCUCCGAGAACCCUCGGCUACCCGAGUCAUUGGCUGCGUCGCCGAAGAAGAUCAUUUUCAUCGGUCCCCCCGCCUCGGCGAUGCGCUCGCUGGGUGACAAGAUUUCUUCCACCAUUGUCGCCCAGCAUGCCGGGGUGCCCUGUAUCCCCUGGUCCGGUACCGGUGUCGACGAUGUCCUGAUCGACGACAAGGGCAUUGUCACCGUGGAGGAUGAGGUCUACAACCGUGGUUGCACCCAUUCGCCCGCCGAGGGUCUCGUCAAGGCCAAGGAGAUCGGCUUCCCCGUCAUGAUCAAGGCCUCCGAGGGUGGUGGUGGCAAGGGUAUCCGUAAGGUCGAGCGCGAGGAGGACUUUGAAUCCCUCUACAAUGCCGCCGCCAACGAGAUCCCCGGUUCGCCCAUUUUCAUUAUGAAGCUGGCUGGCAAUGCCCGCCAUCUGGAGGUGCAGCUGCUGGCUGAUCAGUACGGUAACAACAUCUCCCUCUUCGGCCGUGAUUGUUCUGUCCAGCGUCGUCACCAGAAGAUCAUUGAGGAGGCUCCCGUCACCAUCGCCAAGCCCAUCACCUUCCAGGCCAUGGAGAAGGCGGCCGUCAGCCUGGGUCGUCUGGUCGGUUACGUGUCCGCGGGUACCGUCGAAUACCUGUACUCCCACGCCGAUGACAAGUUCUACUUCCUCGAGCUGAACCCCCGUCUUCAGGUGGAGCACCCGACCACCGAGAUGGUGUCCGGUGUGAACUUGCCCGCUGCUCAGCUUCAGAUUGCCAUGGGUAUCCCCUUGCACCAGAUCCGUGACAUUCGUCUGCUCUACGGUGUCGACCCCAACACCACCUCGGAAAUUGACUUUGACUUCUCCAGCGAGGAGAGCUUCAAGAUCCAGCGUCGUCCCCAGCCCAAGGGUCACACUACCGCCUGCCGUAUCACGUCCGAGGACCCCGGCGAGGGCUUCAAGCCAUCCAGCGGUACUAUGCACGAGCUGAACUUCCGUAGUUCGUCCAAUGUCUGGGGUUACUUCUCCGUCGGUACUGCCGGUGGUAUUCACAGUUUCUCUGACUCCCAGUUCGGUCACAUUUUCGCCUACGGUGAGAACCGUUCUGCCUCGCGAAAGCACAUGGUUGUCGCCUUGAAGGAGCUGAGCAUUCGUGGUGACUUCCGGACCACCGUCGAGUACCUGAUCAAGCUGCUCGAAACUCCGGCUUUCGAGGACAACACCAUCACCACUGGCUGGUUGGAUCAGCUGAUCUCCAACAAGCUGACCGCCGAGCGCCCUGACCCGAUUGUCGCCGUCAUCUGUGGUGCCGUCACCAAGGCCCAUCUCUCUAGCGAGGAGGGUGUUGAGGAGUACCGCAAGGGCCUGGAGAAGGGUCAAGUCCCCUCCAAGGAUAUUUUGAAGACCGUCUUCCCGGUGGACUUCAUCUACGAGGGCUCUCGUUACAAGUUCACCGCCACUCGUGCUAGUCUGGACAGCUACCACCUGUUCAUCAACGGCUCCAAGUGCUCCGUCGGCGUCCGUGCUCUGGCGGACGGUGGUCUGCUGGUUCUUCUCAAUGGUCGCAGCCACAACGUCUACUGGAAGGAGGAGCCUGCUGCCACUCGUCUGAGUGUGGAUGGUAAGACUUGCCUUCUUGAACAGGAGAACGACCCCACUCAGCUGCGCUCUCCCUCCCCCGGUAAGCUGGUCAAGUUCACCGUCGAGAACGGCGAACAUGUCCGUGCCGGCCAGGCCUACGCUGAGGUUGAGGUCAUGAAGAUGUACAUGCCUCUUAUCGCCCAGGAAGACGGUAUCGUUCAGCUCAUCAAGCAGCCCGGCGCUACCCUUGAGGCGGGUGACAUCCUUGGUAUCCUUGCUCUGGAUGACCCGUCGCGUGUCAAGCAUGCCCACCCCUUCACUGGCCAGCUGCCCGAAAUUGGCGCUCCCGUCGUCGUCGGUAACAAGCCCCCGCAGCGCUUCUUCUUGCUUCACAGCAUUCUGGAGAACAUUCUCCGUGGUUUCGACAACCAGGUUAUCAUGGGUGCUACCCUGAAGGAGCUGGUUGAGGUCCUCCGGAACCCCGAUCUCCCCUACGGUGAAUGGAACGCCCAGUCCUCAGCGCUGCACUCGCGUAUGCCCCAGAAGCUGGAUUCUCUGCUGCAGAACGUGGUUGACAAGGCCAAGACUCGCAAGGCUGAGUUCCCUGCCAAGCAGCUCCAGAAGACCAUUGUUCGCUUCAUCGAAGAGAAUGUCAACCCCGCCGAUGCUGAGAUCCUCAAGACCACUCUCUCGCCGCUGGUUCAGGUCAUCAACAAGUACCUGGAUGGCCUGAAGGUCAACGAGUACAACGUCUUCAUCGGUCUGUUGGAGCAGUACUACGAAGUCGAGAAGCUCUUCAGCACUGGCAUCAAGCGUGAUGAGGAUGUCAUACUGAAGCUCCGUGAGGAGAACAAGGAGGAUGUUUCUGGCGUUGUGCACACCGUUCUCUCCCACAGCCGUAUCGGCUCCAAGAACAACCUGGUUCUGGCCAUCCUGGACAUGUAUCGCCCCAACCAGCCCAACGUUGAGAACGUCGGCAAGUACUUCAAGCCUGUCCUGAAGAAAUUGACUGAGCUGGAGGCCCGCGCCGCCGCCAAGGUCACUCUCAAGGCCCGUGAGGUUCUCAUUCAGUGUGCCCUGCCCUCUCUGGAUGAGCGUCUAUCCCAGAUGGAGCACAUCCUGCGCUCUUCGGUCAUCGAAUCCCGCUACGGUGAGACUGGCUGGGAGCACCGUGAACCCGACUUCGGUGUCUUGAAGGAGGUCGUUGAUUCCAAGUUCACUGUAUUCGACGUGCUGCCUCGCUUCUUCAUCCACCAGGACCCCUGGGUUACUCUCGCUGCGCUGGAGGUCUAUGUCCGUCGUGCCUACCGUGCCUACACUCUCAAGGGCAUUGACUACACUGCCUCCGCCGAGACGCCCUUCCUGUCGUGGGACUUCACCCUCGGCAAGUUGGGCCAGCCUGAAUUCGGCUCUGUCUCCUCGACUCACCCCUCGACCCCGAGCACCCCGACUGCCGAGACCAACCCCUACAAGCGGAUCAACUCGAUCAGCGACAUGUCCUACUUGGUCAACGACCCGGCUAGCGACCCCAUUCGCAAGGGUGUGAUCAUCCCCAUCCAGUACCUGGAGGACGCCGAGGAGCACCUGUCUCGUGCUCUGGAGGCCUUCCCCCGUGCUGGCUCUAAGGCUAAGGGCGCCGGUGAUGGCCUGAUUGCCAAUUUGGAGGGCAAGCGUCGUCCUGCCGUCAAGACCGAGAGCGAGGAGCUUACUGGCGUCCUGAACAUCGCCAUCCGUGAUAUUGAGGACCAGGAUGACUCCCAGAUCGUCGGCCAGAUGCAGAAGCUGCUCAUUGACGCUCGUGAGGAGUUGCAAGCUCGCCGCAUCCGUCGUGUCACUUUCAUCUGCGGUAAGAACGGUGUCUACCCCGGCUACUUCACCUUCCGUGGCCCCGCCUACGAGGAGGAUGAGAGUAUCCGUCACAGCGAGCCCGCUCUGGCUUUCCAGCUUGAGCUGGGACGCCUGUCCAAGUUUAAGAUCAACCCGGUCUUCACCGAGAACCGCAACAUCCACGUCUACGAGGCGAUUGGCAAGGGCCCCGAAAAUGACAAGGCCGUUGACAAGCGUUACUUCGUUCGCGCGGUGGUGCGCCCCGGCCGUCUCCGUGAUGAUAUUCCUACCGCCGAGUACCUGAUUUCGGAGGCUGACCGCUUGAUGAACGAUAUUCUGGAUGCCCUGGAGAUUAUCGGCAACAACAACUCCGAUCUCAACCACAUCUUCAUCAACUUCUCCCCCGUCUUCAACCUGCAGCCCAUCGAUGUCGAGCAGGCCCUCGCCGGCUUCCUCGACCGCUUCGGUCGCCGUCUGUGGCGUCUGCGUGUUACCGGCGCUGAGAUUCGCAUUCUGUGCACCGAUCCUACCACCGGCAUGCCCUACCCGCUCCGUGUCAUUAUCAGCAACACCUACGGAUUCAUCAUCCAGGUUGAGCUGUACAUUGAGCGCAAGUCCGAGAAGGGCGAGUGGAUCUUCCAGAGCAUUGGCGGUACCACCAAGCUCGGCUCCAUGCACAUGCGUCCUGUCUCGACCCCCUACCCGACAAAGGAGUGGCUGCAGCCCAAGCGUUACAAGGCUCACCUUAUGGGUACGCAGUACGUGUAUGACUUCCCGGAGCUGUUCCGCCAGGCCUUCCAGAACAGCUGGACCAAGGCUGUUCAGUCAAUCCCGUCCCUCAGCUCCCAGCGCCCUCCUGUUGGCGAGUGCAUCGACUACAGUGAGCUCGUGCUCGACGACACCGACAACCUGGUUGAAGUUUCUCGCGAGCCCGGCACCAACACCCACGGUAUGGUUGGCUGGAUCGUCACUGCUCGCACCCCCGAGUACCCGCGUGGCCGCCGAUUCAUCAUCGUCGCCAACGACAUCACCUUCCAGAUCGGUUCCUUCGGUCCCCAGGAAGACAAGUUCUUCCACAAGUGCACUGAGCUCGCUCGCAAGCUGGGUAUCCCGCGUAUCUAUCUGUCUGCCAACUCCGGUGCCCGUAUCGGUAUGGCCGAGGAGCUAAUUCCCUACUUCUCCGUCGCCUGGAACGACGCCGCGAAGCCGGAGGCUGGCUUCAAGUACCUCUACCUCACCCCUGAGGUCAAGAAGCGCUUCGAUGCCAGCAAGAAGAAGGAGGUCCUCACCGAGCUCAUCCAUGAUGAGGGCGAGGAACGCCACAAGAUCACCACUGUCAUUGGUGCCAAGGACGGUCUCGGUGUCGAGUGUCUGAAGGGAUCUGGUCUCAUCGCUGGUGCUACCUCCAAGGCCUACGAGGACAUCUUCACCAUCACUCUGGUCACCUGCCGCUCCGUCGGUAUUGGUGCUUACCUUGUUCGUCUGGGCCAGCGUGCUAUCCAGGUCGAGGGCCAGCCGAUUAUUCUGACUGGUGCUCCCGCCAUCAACAAGCUGCUUGGUCGCGAGGUGUACACCUCCAACCUGCAGCUCGGUGGCACCCAGAUCAUGUACAAGAACGGUGUCUCGCACAUGACCGCCAACGACGACUUCGAGGGUGUCCAGAAGAUUGUCGAGUGGAUGUCUUUCGUUCCCGAUAAGAAGGGUGCUCCUAUUCCUAUCCGCUCCUGGUCUGACGACUGGGACCGCGACAUCGCCUACUACCCGCCCGCCAAGCAGACCUACGAUGUCCGCUGGCUCAUUGGUGGUAAGCAGGAAGAGGAGGGCUUCCUGCCCGGUCUGUUCGACAAGGACUCCUUCGAGGAGGCUCUUGGCGGCUGGGCCCGCACCGUCGUGGUCGGCCGUGCCCGUCUUGGUGGUAUCCCCAUGGGUGUGAUUGCUGUCGAGACUCGCUCUGUCGAGAACGUCACCCCCGCCGAUCCUGCCAACCCUGACUCUAUGGAGAUGAUCAGCCAAGAGGCCGGUGGUGUCUGGUACCCCAACUCCGCGUUCAAGACCGCUCAGGCUCUCCGUGAUUUCAACAACGGUGAGCAGCUGCCCGUGAUGAUCCUGGCCAACUGGCGUGGUUUCUCUGGUGGCCAGCGUGAUAUGUACAACGAGGUCCUGAAGUAUGGUUCGUACAUCGUCGACGCUCUCGUCAAGUACGAGCAGCCCGUCUUUGUGUACAUUCCUCCCUUCGGCGAGCUGCGUGGUGGCUCCUGGGUUGUCAUCGACCCCACCAUCAACCCCGACCAGAUGGAGAUGUACGCGGACGAGGACGCCCGCGGUGGUGUCCUCGAGCCCGAGGGUAUCGUCAACAUCAAGUACCGCCGGGACAAGCAACUCGACACCAUGGCCCGCCUGGACGCGACCUACGGCGAGCUGCGCCGCUCUCUGGAAGACACCAGCCUCAGCAAGGAGCAGCUCUCCGCCAUCAAGGCCAAGAUGGCCGAGCGCGAGGAGCAGCUUCUGCCCGUCUACCUCCAGAUUGCCCUGCAGUUCGCGGACCUGCACGACCGCGCCGGCCGCAUGCAGGCCAAGAACACCAUCCGCGCCCCGCUGCGCUGGCAAAACGCCCGUCGCUUCUUCUACUGGCGUCUGCGCCGCCGCUUGAGCGAGCAGCUCAUCGUCAAGCGCAUGGUCACUGCUGCCCCCAACCCGUCCCCGCGCUCCGGUGCCCCUGGCGCCAUCCCCGCCGCCGCCGCCGCGUCCACCCACACCACUCCGGAGUCCGCUAGCGCGGUGCACCUGCGCACCCUGCACGCCUGGACCGGCAUGCUGGACGACGAGCUCGAACAUGACGACCGCAAGGUUGCCACCUGGUACGAGGAGAACAAGAAGGCCGUCCAGACCAAGGUCGAGGCCCUGCGCACCGAGGGCGUCGCCUCUGAGGUUGCCCAGCUGCUUAUCGGCAACAAGGAGGGCGGUCUGCGUGGUGUCCAGCAGGUGCUGUCUAUGCUGCCUGUCGAGGAGCGCGAGUCUGUGCUCAAGUACCUUGGCUCGGCGUGA